Pocillopora damicornis (cauliflower coral) is the source of this 3652-nucleotide messenger RNA. Its product is annotated as phospholipase D2. The record is from RefSeq and is a predicted model, not a curated record. Gene Ontology annotation, cellular component: intracellular membrane-bounded organelle. Gene Ontology annotation, biological process: regulation of vesicle-mediated transport; intracellular signal transduction; phospholipid catabolic process. Lineage: Eukaryota; Metazoa; Cnidaria; Anthozoa; Scleractinia; Pocilloporidae. Gene Ontology annotation, molecular function: D-type glycerophospholipase activity; phosphatidylinositol binding.
UACCAAUAUGUUUCUUGGUCAUCGCCGGAUAUAUUUAUUGUGUUACUAUUGUUUCAACGCAGGUCUACCUGAUUUAAAAACAGCCGAUUUUUCUCUCGCGAUUGUACGUUAUUUUAAGGGGGAUGAUGCAGUGAAAUAGAUCCUGAAGUCAGAAUUCCAUUGAUGUUACUCCAACUGAACCCUUACUUCCACCCUGUGAAAAUCCUGGAUAGUGUACUGAAUGAUACACACUCUUAGCCAGAAUGGCCAGUAUGACAAAUCAAAACAACAAGGCAUCUUUCUCACAUGCAGAUAGUAAUGUGGCUGCUGAAGAAGACAUCUCAGUUAAGGUGUCUGAUGAUGACACUUUAGCAGUACCCAACCAAAAUAAUUUUGCAGACUCUGGCUCAGUGUGUAUUGGUGUAGGCAAUGAAGAGGAUGAUGUCUUUGACGGUAGCAUGACUUCUAUUUUUCAAGAUGACAAGAAGGGAGUGUUUCUUCCUGGUCUUAAAGUUACUGCCAAAAUCAUUGAUGUUCAACGUGCACCAAGAACUCAUCCUUUUAACCCUAACUUAUACACUAUAGAACUAAGGCAUGGCAGCUUCACUUGGAUCAUCAGGAGACGUUACAAGCAUUUUGUAAAACUUGAUGCAGAACUGUUUUUUCACAAAGUUAAUGUUCGCCAACAAAGCAUCAGAAGGGAUCUUAGAGGUGAUCACAGUGGAGAGGGUCAUGCUUAUCUGCCAAGUCGUCACUUGCCCAAGCGACCAGACAUGUUUGCUACAACACCCAAUAUGGAAAAAAGAAUAAAGUCUCUGGAGAAGUACCUUCAGAGGAUUUUGGACAGUCAAAGCUAUUGUACUCACAAAGAGACUCUGAAUUUUUUGGAGGUCAGCCAUCUCUCAUUUCAUUUUGAUUUAGGAGAUAAGGGAAGGGAAGGAAUUCUCAGAAAGCGGGCAGGAGGUCAUCGAUUUCCUGCAGGGUGCUGCAGUUGUUGCAGUGGUCUUUCAUGGGGAAUAUGGGACAAAAGGUGGCUUCUUGUAAAAGAUAGUUUUAUUGCCUAUGUCAGUCCCAAGGAUAAACAACUAAGAGGAGUAGUGUUAAUGGACAAAGAAUUUACCUUCAAGUAUGGAAGGAAACAGACUGGUGUGCGGAAUGGCUUGCUGAUCCAUAACCAGGCAAGGCAGCUUCUGUUAUCCUGUUGGACUGAAAGAAAGGCAAGUGAAUGGAUGAAAUCAAUUGUUCAUGUUAUGGCAACUACUGGUGCUGACUGGAUUAAGGAACAUCCUCACAGCUCGUAUGCUCCAAUCAGGGAGAACUGUUAUGCUCAGUGGUUUGUCGACGGUGAAGCAUAUUUUGAUGCAGUUGCUGAUGCUUUAGAGUCUGCAGAAGAGGAAAUUCUCAUAACAGGCUGGUGGGUCAGCCCAGAAAUAUACCUCCGUCGGCCAGUCACUGCCGGCCAUGAAUGGCGACUGGAUAUGACGCUGAAGAGAAAAGCGGAGAGUGGUGUAAAAGUUUAUGUUCUAAUCUACAAAGAAGUUGAGCUGGCUCUAACGCUGAACAGUGCGUACACUAAAACUACUCUGAUGGGUUUACACCCAAACAUCAAGGUGUUGCGGCAUCCAGACCACCUUCCUGGGGCAGGUGUAAUAUAUUGGGCUCAUCAUGAAAAGUUGGUGGCCAUUGACCAGAAGGUGGCCUUUAUUGGAGGUCUCGACCUUUGUUUUGGUCGCUGGGACAAUCAUUUGCACCGUCUGACCGACUUUGGAUCUGCAGUUCGGCCUCCAACGCUGAACAAAACGGAGGAACAGAUCAGAAAAAUUGGCGCUCUGUUUGUAGAAGGAACGCUGGAGGGAUUUGACGUCCCGAAAUGUUCCGACUUCACAGACAACGUCAAAGUAGAGAUAGAACCCGGAACAUCAGGAGGAAACAAACUUUGGCUGGGAAAGGAUUACUCAAAUCCAAUCACCAGAGAUUUCUUUGACGUCCAUAGACCAUAUGAAGAUUCCGUGGACAGAGGCCAUGUUCCUCGGAUGCCUUGGCAUGAUGUGGGCAUGCGCGUGUUUGGUUUUCCCGCGAGAGACAUCGCUCGACAUUUCAUUCUGAGAUGGAAUGCUACCAAGAUUGAAAAGGUUAAAAUGUAUCAUGACAUCCCUUACCUUCUCCCGAAGUCGUACUCCAAACUUUCUAAUGAAAGGCCAGCAACAUUAGACGACUUUAACGUGGUGGAUUGCCAAAUACUCCGUUCCCUCUGUUCGUGGUCAGGCGGUGUUCCUCCAGAAAACUCCAUUCAUGAGGCAUACGUAAAGGCGAUUGAAGCAUCUCAACAUUUCAUUUACAUUGAGAACCAAUUCUUUAUCACUUCUCUUUUCAUUGACAAUGUUAAGAAUGAGAUUGGACAGAACCUUUUGUGGAGAAUAGAGAGAGCACACAGAGAGGGUGAAAAUUUCAAAGUUAUAGUCGUCAUGCCACUCCUACCAGCCUUUGAAGGGGAGAUUGGUACAGCCACUGGUCGAUCGAUUGGCGCCAUUACUCACUGGAACUACAGGUCAAUUUGUCGAGGAUCGCAUUCUCUCUUGCAGAGAUUAACAGAACUUGUUGGUGAUCCUUCCAAGUUCAUAACAUUUUAUGGUCUGAGAACUCACUCAGAAAUUCGUGGAAAACCCGUCACAGAGCUUGUAUAUGUUCAUAGCAAGAUGAUGAUUGUCGAUGACAAUACAGUAAUCAUUGGCUCAGCAAACAUCAAUGACCGCAGCAUGCUGGGAAAGAGAGAUUCAGAAAUAGCCUCUAUCAUGAAGGACAAGGAAUUUGUUCCGUCCGUUAUGGAUGGCAAGGAAUAUCAAGCUGGCAAGUUUGCGUUCAACUUAAGAUCAAGACUCUUCAGGGAACAUCUGGGUUUAUUAGAUUCUCCUUCAGACGUAGACAUCAGAGAUGUUGUCUCAAAAAGUUUCUAUGAGGAUGUGUGGAUGGCCACGGCGAAGAAAAACACUGAAAUUUACGAGGAGGUGUUUCACUGCAUGCCAACAGACCAAGUUCGUUCACUAAGCGACAUGGCUGCUUAUAAGAGUCUUAAAAACCUCGACAAAGAGGACCCUGGACAGGCACGUGCUCGUCUGCGAGGCGUCAGAGGGUAUCUCGUUAAAUUGCCCCUCCACUUUUUAGAAAAAGAAGACCUUAGACCGCCCGUUGGUAGUUCAGAGUUCUUUGUGUCAGAAGGAGUUUUUACGUGAUUAGAUGCAUUGUAGGAUAGCCUGUUUAAUCAGUUCCUUUGCGAUAAAAGAUUGAAUUGAAAUGAUAAGUUGCUUUACGAUGAUUAUUACGAUUAUAAUGAGGGGAGGUCGGUGAUUACCCACUUCAAGUUACUAAGUCGGAUAAUUUAAUUAUUUUAUUAAAAAUAUAUCGAAUUUAAAUUAUAUGAUUGGUUAAAUUGACUAUCAUUUGAGGGAGAUCCUACUCUAUUGUAUUUUACAGAAUUUACUCUAGUUUGACAUGUCAUAAUAUUUUGGAUUGAAACAAGGUACUAGAUUGUUUAGAGGUAAUUUAUUGAGAAAAACGCUUAGUUUACCUUAUUAUUUAUAAAUUGCAAAUGGCACAAUAACGGCUUUGAGAGAGGAAAUAUAUUUUGGAAAGCUUAUUAAAUCACCGUUUGUAAUAAAUGUGAGAUUUUGCUGGA